AUGGCUCUUCAGCAGACAGCACACAGCGCGUGCUCACGUAAGGUUCAUUGUGUUACCAAGCAUUACCUAGAUGACCCAUUCGCUACCUUUUUUGCCAAGGACACUACAAUCGUCAACAGCCCCUUGAUGAAUCGCGGAACAUGGCUUCGAACCGUGGCUAUAGAACGUAGUCUACUCUCUUUUGCGAAGAGUCAAUGCGGUGGGGGCCCUCUCCAAGUGAUCAGCUUCGGUGCUGGCGUUGACACGUUAUACUUCCGUUUGAAAAAAGAGCAUGAAGAUGUCAACAUUGGAAAAUUCAUCGAACUAGAUUUCCCAGACUUGGUAGCAGAGAAGCAAGGCAUUAUACAACGUACGGAAAUGCUGAGGCAAUACGUCGGCCCCGAGUACGCGUUGUUGCCGUGCGAUCUCCGAAAGACGGAUGAUCUCCGUGACAUAUUGAAAAAAAAUGCCGUUAGUAACAUUCCUACAGUGCUUAUAGCAGAAAUGGUCUUCGUUUACUUGGACGCGCCGACGUCGACAAAAAUACUUGAGCUUACACUUAACGAUGUGCUAGAGAAGGACACAAGUGUGCUUCUGAUCGCGUACGACGCCAUACGCCCUACUGAUCGUUUUGGUGAAGUGAUGGUGAGCAACCUUGCGUCCGUGGGCGUGCACCUCCGCGGUAUCCGCGACAUACCCACACCUGAAGCCCAUGCGGAGCGUUGCAGGAAAGUCGGCUUCACAAGUGUUGCCGCGACAUCAAUGCGUCAGCUCUACCUCGGCGUCCCACAGGAGACACAAAGGUGGCUGUCAAAGCUAGAGAUGGUCGACGAUUGGGAUGAAUGGUGCAUUAUGCACGAUCACUACUGCUUUGUGUUGGCUACCAAUAAGGUGGAGUCCAUGCCGACUGUCUUUUGA
Messenger RNA from Trypanosoma grayi, 897 nucleotides. Its product is annotated as leucine carboxyl methyltransferase. Gene Ontology annotation, molecular function: methyltransferase activity. Gene Ontology annotation, biological process: methylation. The coding region runs from base 1 to 897 and encodes 298 amino acids. The transcript has a single exon. The record is from RefSeq and is a predicted model, not a curated record. NCBI's taxonomy places the organism in Eukaryota, Euglenozoa, Kinetoplastea, Trypanosomatida, Trypanosomatidae.